AUGGUUUAUUCUUUAAAUUAUGCGACUUUGGUCAAAUAUGACAAUAAUGAAAAUGUUAUGGUUACGGUUAAUAAUCCAAUAUCAAUUCCAACAUCGGUCCACUUAAACCCCAAAGAUAAUUUAUCAAUCAUUCGUGCAGUACUACUAGAAAAGCAUAAAAUCAUUAGUAACAAAUUAUCAUUUUCCAAAUUUUCACAAAAUAAUAAUGUUAGAGUAUUGGAUGAGAAAGGGUCCAUUUUAGAUGAAGUUAUUGUGAAAAAUCAAGACGAUUAUAAUCUAUAUCUAAUGUAUUCAAAUACAUGGGAGUUUUUGAACUAUAAGCACAAACUAGAUUAUGGACGUACCAUGACUGAUGAUGGGAUUAAGACUGUUUAUACUAGAGGCUUCAUCAUGAAAUUUGGUGAAGUGUCUGAAUGUGGUGCUAAAGGUUGUGUAGAAGAUAGGGUUGAAAUCAGUUCAAUAGGAUCGUUGAAAAGGGAAUUAACCAAAUUAGGAAGCAGCUUGUCUUACAUUUAUACUAAUUAUGGCAAAAUAUCCUUGAAAAUUAAAGAUAUAAUCCCAACCGAUGAGUUAAUAAAUUAUGUUGAUGAAAAUACAAGAGAUUUAGAAAGGCCCGAUAACUUAUUUAAAAUUACUAAAAAAUUUGGUGAAUUCAUUCCAACCGAGGUGAUUCUAGGCGGAAGAACUUAUUUUGAAGAUUACAAAAAUUCAGCGGAUCAUUCUAAUGAAAGUUCAAAAGAUUUUAAUAUCAACGCCGCAAAUGCCCCCAAUGUCUUAGAUGCCGGAUUAACAGUUGAUCACACUAACAAAAAGGAAAAUUCAAAUCUUUAUCAAUCUAAUCGUAAAAGAUUCAUCGGGGGUAAACAACCUGAUAGCCUUACAAAUUUUGAAGAAAGUGCCUGGAUUAAAUCUUUGGAAGAUUAUAAAAAUUGGGAUUGCAUCGAAUUUCAAAGUCCCAUUAGUAUUUUCAAACAUUUACCUAGAGAUUUGCACCCAGAAAUUUAUAACUUACCGUUAAAUAUUUCAGAGAUUCUUGAUACUGAUGAAAAUGAUGAUUAUGACAUUUUUGCAUCAAUCAUUGAUACUGAUGAAUCAAAUGAACUCUUUCAUUGUCAUGUCUAUUGGCCAUCAAAUAAAUGA
Molecule: messenger RNA, 1140 nt
Organism: Funneliformis geosporum
Lineage: Eukaryota; Fungi; Glomeromycota; Glomeromycetes; Glomerales; Glomeraceae
Source: the annotation of a GenBank genome assembly